UUCAAGAGAGAGAGAGCAAAUGCAAAGCAAAAAGGCUCUCACAAAUUCCAUAUUCCACUUGGGAGUGGGAAGGACAACAAAACAGUAACGACAAAAGGACUCCCCCACGCAUUGUCGACAACGUAGUAGCCAUGAACAAGUCCUUCCAAACAGACGGAAACUUUUAAUCAAGCCAAGUCGAAUAAACAGAGGAAUCCCCUCCCCCCCCACCAAAAGAGAACCCAUAAGAACAGCUCCGUGUUCAUAGAGAGAGAUUGGAGAAGCAAUCUCUGGAAUUCUCAUGGGGCUCCAUGUGGGUUCUUGAUCAAUUACGAAACCCAGUCAGGAUUUGGCUGUUCCAGUUUUAGUUGGCUAGUUCUGGUUCUGGUGUGGUUGAGCUGGUUCUGUUUGUCUUUUCUGUUCCAUCUGUUACUGCUUAGGUGCUCUUGUUUGCGAUUUUGAACUAAAUUCAUGAUUUUUUUUUUUUAUAUAACCUUUUGAACCUGUUCAUUGAACAUAGAAUGUCUGAUCAAUUUCUUUAAUUUGGACUCCAUUUGUUGUCUACUCUUAGCCUUCUAGUUUUUUUCCUUUUCUCCCUUCCUUGCUUGUUUGAUCUAGUUAAUUUGGUAGAUUCUUUACCCUCUUAGACUUAUAACUAAGCCCUCCGAGCACUCUGAUUCUGCACUCUUUUGCUUUGUUCUUGUGGGUGGUGAGAGGAACGUAAACAUGUUCUCUAAUUAAGAUUUCAUGCAAAUCUGGCGCUUGCUUGAACAAUCUGAUGUUUUGUCAGAAGACUUAGACCCUCUCAUCGUUUAGAUUAUUUUGUGUGGCGAGUGUGGUUCUCUUUUUGUUGACAAUUACAGUCUGUCUUCUUUCCUCGAUUUCCCCUAUUUGUUGUGGUCGUUAUAAGGCUCCAAUGUUUCAAGAAGAAGGGUCUUCUUCUGUUACUUCGUCACCUCUACAAUUAUUUUCCAUGAUGUCCCUUUCUCCAAGCAUAGGAUCACCAUACCCUUGGCUUAGAGAACUUAAAUCCGAAGAGCGGGGUUUGUACUUGAUCCAGUUAUUGCUUACUUGUGCAAAUCACGUUGCUGCGGGUAGCCUUGAGAAUGCAAAUAUUGCCCUUGAGCAAAUCUCCCUGCUUUCUUCUCCUGAUGGUGAUACCAUGCAGCGUAUAGCGGCAUACUUCACUGAGGCGCUCGCUGACAGAAUCCUAAAAGCUUGGCCCGGUCUUCACAAAGCCCUCAAUGCCACCAGAAUAACAUUGAUUUCGGAAGAAAUUCUUGUUCAAAAACUGUUUUUUGAGCUGCUUCCCUUCUUGAAGGUGAGCUUGGUGCUCACAAACCAGGCUAUUAUUGAAGCUAUGGAAGGGGAAAAAAUGGUUCACAUAAUCGACUUGAACGCUGCAGAACCUGUCCAAUGGGUUGCUCUUAUUCAAGCUUUGAGUGCACGGCCUGAAGGUCCACCACAUUUGCGAAUUACCGGGGUUCAUCAACAGAAAGAGGUACUGGAUCAAAUGGCAUAUCGACUGAGUGAAGAAGCUGAAAAACUGGAUAUCCCAUUUCAGUUCAAUUCCGUGGUUAGUAGACUAGAUGAUCUUAAUUUUGAAAAACUUCGUGUCAAAACUGGGGAGGCUCUAGCAAUCAGCUCGGUUCUUCAAUUACAUUCCUUGUUGGCCUCCGAUGACGAACUCUUGAGAAAGAGAUCCCCACUGGAAACAAAGAAUCUCAAUGGAAUACACUUAUCUAGAGCCCUGCAAAUUAACCAAAACACACUGGGUGAGCUGCUUGAGAAAGAUUUAGCUAGGCAUAGCCAGAGUCCUGACUCAACCUCAUCAUCGCCCAUGUCUUUACACGGUUCGGCAAAGAUGGAUAGCUUUCUCAAUGCCUUGUGGGGUUUGACACCAAAGCUCAUGGUAAUAACAGAACAAGAUUCUAACCACAACGGGUCAACUCUAAUGGAGAGGCUAUUGGAAGCUCUUUAUUCUUAUGCAGCAUUGUUUGAUUGUUUGGAGUCUACCAUGCCAAGAACAUCAUUGGAGAGAUUGAAGGUGGAGAAGAUGCUGUUUGGGGAGGAAAUUAAGAACAUCAUAGCAUGUGAAGGAGCUGAGAGGAAAGAAAGGCAUGAAAAGCUUGAGAAGUGGAUCCAAAGGCUUGAUUUGGGUGGGUUUGGGAAUGUGCCUUUAAGCUAUUAUGGUAUGUUGCAGGCAAGACAGUUGUUGCAAGGUUUUGGUUGUGACGGGUACAAGAUCAAGGAAGAGAAUGGUUGUGUGGUAAUAUGCUGGCAAGACCGAACCUUGUUUUCAGUAUCUGCUUGGAGGUGUAAAAAAUGAGAUUUUAAAUACUGAUCUCCCUGGUUUUAGUACCUCUUCUUUCCUUUUUGGUGUGAAAGAAUUCUCUUCCCUGUAAAUGAAUGCAGUUAAGGGUUGUUCUAAUUGUCACUUCACUUACCAGCCAAAAACAAGGCUGUCUUCUUUUAUUACCUACAUAUAGAAUCUGUCUAUUUCUUCUCA
This is a messenger RNA of Juglans regia (Persian walnut), 2488 nucleotides long. Its product is annotated as scarecrow-like protein 3. NCBI's taxonomy places the organism in Eukaryota, Viridiplantae, Streptophyta, Magnoliopsida, Fagales, Juglandaceae. The record is from RefSeq and is a predicted model, not a curated record. The transcript has a single exon. Gene Ontology annotation, cellular component: nucleus. The coding region runs from base 896 to 2308 and encodes 470 amino acids. Gene Ontology annotation, molecular function: sequence-specific DNA binding; DNA-binding transcription factor activity. Gene Ontology annotation, biological process: response to gibberellin; regulation of DNA-templated transcription.